This is a messenger RNA of Sparassis crispa, 495 nucleotides long. RefSeq lists its product as hypothetical. The transcript is spliced from 2 exons. Bases 1 to 495 code for a protein of 164 amino acids. Lineage: Eukaryota; Fungi; Basidiomycota; Agaricomycetes; Polyporales; Sparassidaceae. The record is from RefSeq and is a predicted model, not a curated record.
AUGUUUCCGAACUCGCCUCAAGACAUCGAGCUGGAUACCUUUGCCUACGAGAGCUCCCCAAAUUGGCAGUGGUACCGUGAGGUGGCUGCCACUGCCGACGUGGGCAGCAUGCUCUUUGCAUGGGCUUCCCGCGACUGCCACUGGGGCGCCCUGACCGCGGCACAGCACGCCCUCGACGACACCAACUGUGCACGGAUGAGCCGAGGCGAUGAGCAGACUCUGCUGGAGAAGAAGGGGAAGCUGCAAGCUGCAUAUGACGACUGCCUCGACACGUGGUGUUUGCUCGAGUGGCGCCGAGCGCAACAAGUAACAUUCUUUCGUCGCUGCCAUUCACGUGCCCCUCACCCUACCCACCAGGCAUCAGGCAGGGAGCGUCGUGCCGUGUGGUCUGACAAUCAGGCUGUGGGUGAGGUGGCAAGGCUCCGCAUAGGCGCCAAGAUCCGGCUCUGCACGGAAUUGACAACGCCGGCGAGAAACGCGUACAGUUAUGUGUAG